Paramecium pentaurelia is the source of this 750-nucleotide messenger RNA. The record is from the annotation of a GenBank genome assembly. Lineage: Eukaryota; Ciliophora; Oligohymenophorea; Peniculida; Parameciidae.
AUGGGUAAUCAAUGUUUGUCUUGCCUAAGAAAGUUUGUUUAAAGGCAAAACAUUAAGAAUAUGUCAGAAUUACCUUAAAUUGAUAUUCAUUAGCAAGAUGAAACCUAUACAAAAGUGGAUAAUAUUGAUGAGUCAGAAAAUUAUCAUGAACAUUCAGAGGAGCAAAUUCUUGCAAUUUCAGACAAUAUAUAAGAAACUAUAGACUAAUCGAUUGAUAUCUUUCUUUACAGAAUAAAGACAACUAAAGAUUUUGAGGAGGUUUUUAAGGAUGAUUAACUUGUAAUCCUUUUUAAGAGUUUUAAAAUUGCAGAGAGAUACACUGUAAUAUAAGUAAAAUAUGAAUUCAGAAUGAAGAAGACAUCAAUAAAUGACUUUUUGAAUUAUACUUAUCUUACUAACAUUGAUUAAUUUACUACAUUGUAGACGAAUAGUGAAUUCUAACAAAUUUAUGCUAGUUUCAAGAAAAUUUAAUUUGUUGAAUCUAGAGAAUAUGUUUUCAUCAAAUAUUAGAAGCAGUUGUCUUAAAAUAAAUAUAUCUAAGUACUGCGCUCAAUUAACUCUGAUUAAUCUUAAUAAACUACAAGGGGAAUAAUUUAUAUAAGUGGUUUUCUUUUGGAAGAAAUGCAAAAUUAAGAAAUAAGAGUCUAAGCAUAUGCUGAAAUAGAUUUUAAAAUAAAAUUGCCUCCUGGUAUGAUAAAGAAGGCAUUAUCUAUUGAGCUUAAAAGGGCCCUUUAAUAAUUCAUUUAUUGA